This is a messenger RNA of Manihot esculenta (cassava), 3954 nucleotides long. RefSeq names its product serine/threonine-protein kinase BRI1-like 2. The record is from RefSeq and is a predicted model, not a curated record. Bases 187 to 3591 code for a protein of 1134 amino acids. The transcript has a single exon. NCBI's taxonomy places the organism in Eukaryota, Viridiplantae, Streptophyta, Magnoliopsida, Malpighiales, Euphorbiaceae. Gene Ontology annotation, biological process: protein phosphorylation. Gene Ontology annotation, molecular function: ATP binding; protein binding; protein kinase activity.
AAGAAAAAAAAAAAAGCAAUUCCUUUUGGAAAAAGCUGUAGGCUCUUUGAAAUCUUUGCAACAUCAACAACAAAUUCUCAUCAUAUUCACCACUUCCUCUCUCUCUCUUUCUUUCCCUCACAGUUCUCUCUAUUGCUUACUUCACUCUUUCUCCCAAGUGUCUGCUCCUCAAAUCUUGUUUCUUCAAUGGAAAACAGAGUCCAGCUUUUCCAUAAUCUUGUACUUGCAUUUCUUCUCUUUACUGUAAUAGCUUCACUCUCUGUAGCCGAACAAGGCGUUGGUACUUCGAUUAAGACCGAUGCUGCAGGCUUGCUUAUGUUCAAGAAGAUGAUUCAGAAGGACCCAAAUGGAGUUUUGUCUGGAUGGCAGCUUGAUAGGAGUCCCUGUGCCUGGUAUGGAGUUGCUUGCUCUCAGGGAAGAGUCACUCAGCUUGAUCUCAACGGGGCUAAUCUUGUUGGGGUUAUAGCUUUUGAUCCUUUAGCUUCUCUCGAUAUGUUAUAUGCUCUGAAAUUGUCUUCAAAUCUUUUUACUGUAAAUUCAACUUCUUUGCUUCGUCUCCCUUAUGCACUGCAAUUUCUUGAAUUAUCUUCUGCUGGACUUGUAGGUGUGGUUCCUGACAAAUUUUUCUCCCAGAACCCGAAUCUUGUUUAUGUGAAUCUUUCUCAUAAUAAUUUAACAGGUUUCUUGCCUGGUGAUCUCUUGUCCAAUUCUGAAAAACUACAGUCCCUUGACCUUUCUUAUAACAACUUUACGGGCUCAAUUUCCGGUUUGAAAAUUGAAAAAUCUUGCAACUCCUUGUUGCAGCUUGAUCUGUCUGGAAACCAUUUAGUGGAUUCAAUUCCUCCCUCUCUUUCAAAUUGCACAAAUCUGAAGACUUUGAAUUUUUCCUUCAAUAUGCUUACAGGAGAGAUCCCAAGAUCUUUUGGUGAACUCAGUGGCUUACAAAGAUUGGAUCUCUCCCAUAACCAUCUCACUGGGUGGAUCCCUUCUGAGUUGGCAAAUGCAUGCAGUUCACUUCUAGAGUUGAAAAUUUCUUUCAACAACUUUUCAGGCUCUAUCCCUGUCUCCUUCUCUUCGUGUUCUUUGCUGCAAUUUCUUGAUUUGUCCAACAAUAAUAUCUCAGGUCCUUUUCCAGAUUCUAUUCUUCAAGGCCUUAAUUCAUUGGAAAGAUUGUUGUUAAGCUUCAACCUCAUUUCUGGAUCGUUUCCGGCUUCCAUUUCAUACUGCAAAAAUUUGAGAAUUGUGGAUUUUAGUUCCAAUAAAUUUUCCGGUAUCAUCCCACCUGAUAUAUGUCCAGGCGCAGCUUCUCUUGAGGAGCUGAGAAUGCCAGAUAAUCUCAUCACUGGAGAAAUCCCUGCUCAAUUAUCGCAGUGUUCCAAGCUAAAAGCGCUUGAUUUUAGCAUAAACUACCUGAAUGGUUCGAUCCCACCUGAGCUUGGGAAUCUUGAGAAUCUUGAGCAGCUUAUAGCCUGGUUUAAUGGCUUGGAAGGGAGAAUUCCACCAGAAUUGGGGAAGUGCAGAAACUUGAAAGAUCUCAUUCUCAAUAACAAUCACCUUAGUGGUGAAAUUCCAGUUGAAUUAUUCAGUUGCAGUAAUCUUGAAUGGAUAUCUCUCACAAGCAAUCGGAUCACAGGCAAAAUCCCACAGGAAUUUGGACUUCUCUCACGGUUAGCUGUUCUGCAGCUUGGAAAUAACACCUUGAGUGGAGAGAUACCAACAGAGCUUGGAAACUGCAGCAGCUUGGUUUGGUUAGACCUAGGCAGCAAUAGGCUCACUGGGGAAAUCCCGCCUCGACUCGGCCGGCAGCUUGGAGGAAAAGCAUUGAGUGGAAUCCCAUCUGGGAACACUCUGGUGUUUGUAAGAAAUGUGGGCAAUUCCUGUCAAGGAGUCGGAGGUUUACUGGAAUUUGCAGGUAUCAGACCAGAAAGAUUUAUGCAGGUUCCAACACUGAAGACUUGUGAUUUCGCAAGAUUGUAUACAGGACCAGUGCUAAGCCUUUUUACACAAUACCAAACAUUGGAGUAUUUAGAUCUUUCUUACAACGAGCUUCGAGGGAAGAUCCCAGAUGAAAUGGGAGAAAUGAUGGCCUUGCAAGUUCUUGUGUUAUCACACAAUCAACUAUCAGGAGAGAUUCCUACAUCACUUGGUCAGCUCAAGAAUUUGGGAGUGUUUGAUGCAUCACAUAACAGAUUGCAAGGCGAAAUCCCAGAUUCAUUCUCAAACUUGUCUUUCUUGGUCCAAAUUGAUCUGUCUUACAAUGAAUUAACAGGGGAAAUUCCACAGAGAGGGCAGCUUAGUACUCUUCCGGCGACACAGUAUUCACAUAAUCCUGGACUUUGUGGGGUCCCACUACCUGACUGCCACGGUGGGAAUGGUCUAGCGACAUCAACUCCAGCCAUAGAUGGUGGCAGAGGAGGGCAGAAGCCUGCAGCAGCAGCAUCAGCUAAUAGAAUUGUUUUAGGAAUCCUCAUUUCGGUUGCUUCUCUAUGCAUUUUGAUUGUGUGGGCAGUAGCAAUGCGUGUGAAGCAUAAGGAAGCAAAAGAAGUGAAGAUGCUUAACAGCUUACAGGCAUCCUAUGCAGCCACAACAUGGAAGAUUGACAAAGAGAAGGAGCCGCUGAGCAUAAACGUAGCUACUUUUCAGAGACAGCUAAGGAAGCUCAAAUUCUCCCAACUCAUUGAGGCCACCAAUGGCUUCUCUCAAGCAAGUCUCAUUGGCUAUGGUGGGUUUGGCGAGGUAUUCAAGGCCACAUUGAAGGAUGGAUCCAGUGUUGCAAUCAAGAAGCUCAUAAGAUUGAGCUGCCAAGGAGAUAGAGAAUUCAUGGCCGAAAUGGAAACUCUAGGGAAGAUAAAGCACAGAAACCUUGUCCCUCUUCUUGGUUACUGCAAAGUUGGUGAAGAGCGACUGCUUGUGUAUGAAUUCAUGGAAUAUGGAAGUCUGGAUGAGACGCUCCAUGGGAAACUAAGGACACGAGACAGGAGAAUUCUAACAUGGGAUGAGAGGAAAAAGAUUGCAAGAGGAGCAGCCAAGGGACUCUGUUUUUUACACCACAACUGCAUCCCACACAUAAUUCACCGAGACAUGAAAUCAAGCAAUGUACUUCUGGACCAUGAAUUGGAAGCAAGAGUUUCAGAUUUUGGCAUGGCGAGGCUCAUAAACGCACUAGACACCCAUCUGAGUGUAAGCACACUGGCUGGAACCCCUGGCUAUGUCCCUCCUGAGUACUACCAAAGCUUCAGGUGCACAGCCAAAGGAGAUGUGUAUUCAUUUGGGGUUGUUCUAUUGGAAAUCCUGACAGGAAAACGCCCAACAGACAGGGAGGAUUUUGGAGACUCUAAUUUGGUGGGUUGGGUGAAAAUGAAGGUAAGUGAAGGGAAACAAAUGGAAGUGAUAGACUCUGAAUUGCUCUCUGUCACUAAAGGAACUGAUGAAGCUGAAGCAGAAGAAGUUAAAGAAAUGGUCAGGUACUUGGAGAUAUCAUUGCAGUGUGUGGAUGAUUUUCCUUCCAAGAGGCCAAAUAUGUUGCAAGUUGUGGCCUUGUUGAGAGAGCUGAUGCCUGGAUCAGCCAAUGGAAGCAGCAAUAGUGGUUGAAAAAUGGGUAUUUAUUGCCUGUUAAUUGCUCAUGAUUAGUGUGAGAAGAUAAGUUUUCCAAGAUUUUCAAGCCAAGUUUUCAAGAGCUCUUCUGUAUCUAAUUUGCAAAUUUUCUUUUUCAUUUUUGCUUUGUGGAUUAGUGCCUAACAGUGAAUCAAGCAAUUCAGAACUGUAGCUGUGAACCAUAAAAGACGUUUUUGGAGAAAAUCAAGGCUACCAUUUCAAUAGCAGUAGGCUACAUAAACUGGCUCUUUCCAUGGAACAUCAGCACUGUUUUAUAAUUUUUUUCUGAAAUGUACAUCCGAGUAUUUUGAUUAUUCUCUUGUAUAUUUCUUAAUCCACAAUUCCUAUAUUUUUUUGUUA